Messenger RNA from Amborella trichopoda, 3205 nucleotides. RefSeq names its product putative serine/threonine-protein kinase At1g54610. NCBI's taxonomy places the organism in Eukaryota, Viridiplantae, Streptophyta, Magnoliopsida, Amborellales, Amborellaceae. Gene Ontology annotation, cellular component: cyclin-dependent protein kinase holoenzyme complex; nucleus. Gene Ontology annotation, molecular function: ATP binding; RNA polymerase II CTD heptapeptide repeat kinase activity. The record is from RefSeq and is a predicted model, not a curated record. Gene Ontology annotation, biological process: positive regulation of transcription elongation by RNA polymerase II; protein phosphorylation.
UAAAAAGAGGAUCAUUGGCUUCUCUCUUUCUCUCUCUAAAAAAAAGUUGGAUUUCAAAUUUUUUUUUUUGCAAAGAUCCAUGAAAAAUGAGCCCUGAAUCGUCAUUUUCGAAGCAGAGUUGGUGCUAUUUUCCCUAAUUCACCCUCAAAGUCCAGUCUCAAGGCAAGUUUUGGGGUUUUGUUUGCCCUAGUUUCUCGAGGUUCAAUUUCAACGUGGAGUUGGUGGAGGAAUGACGAGGAGGGAGAAAUAACUGGGCGUAGUUGUGUAUUUAUGCGAGAAUUUUGGGAUUAUUCAAUUUUCGUGCAAGUAGAAGUGGAUUUGGUGGGGAUAUUGGAAAGUGAGUGGUUAUCAGAGUUGGGGUUAGGGUUUAUACUUUAAUAUGCAUAGUUGUUGUUCUCAAUACUUGUAAAUUUGGUUGAUCAUAUUUGGAAUUCCGUGAAUAGAGACUGAGAAAUUGUAUAGGGUCUGUGGUUGACUGUAUUAUCUGCAUAGAUAUUCAGCAAAAUCUCCCAAAUUAAGAGUGCCAGACAUCUUUACAUGUAUGAAUAUUUGAAGCAUACUAGGAAAACAAAUGAGCUUAUUUCAAUUUCGCAAAGUUGUUUGCUGAAAGAUUUUGGGGACAGUUAUGGGGUGCCGUUGCUCCAAAGCUUCUGUUAUUGAAGACAGUAAUGAAAGCCCACAGGAAAGAGUAUCAAGCAAAUCUUCAGCUAGGCAAAUUGUCACCCCAUUAAAGAGAGAUGAGUUUUUCGAGAAUGAAGGCAAUAAAGGGGAGGUUAUAGUAAGAUUUCCUGUAAAACAAGGGAACGGGUUGUUACAUAUAUAUGGAGAAGAGACAACAGAGAGGAAAAGAGAGAGAAAUAACCAACAUGGGGGACAAAGGAUUGCCUAUGCGGUGAAUCCUCAUCCUAGGAUUGGCAGUAUACCACGAGAUGCAGAAGGGGAACAAGUGGCUGCAGGGUGGCCUUCUUGGCUUAGUGCAGUGGCUGGAGAGGCGAUAAGAGGUUGGAUUCCACGUCGUGCUGAUUCUUUUGAGAAAUUAGACAAAAUUGGUCAAGGAACCUAUAGCAAUGUCUACAAGGCUCGUGAUCUUGAGAAUGGAAAAAUUGUUGCUUUAAAGAAAGUACGAUUUGAUAAUCUUGAGCCUGAAAGCGUUCGCUUUAUGGCAAGGGAAAUUCACAUUCUACGUCGACUUGAUCAUCCAAAUGUAAUUAAAUUGGAGGGCCUAGUAACGUCACGAAUGUCCUGCAGCCUGUACCUGGUUUUUGAAUAUAUGGAGCAUGAUCUGGCUGGUCUUGCUUCUACUCCUGGUCUGAAGUUUACUGAACCCCAGGUUAAAUGUUACAUGCAACAAUUGUUAAGUGGACUUGAUCAUUGCCACAGCCGUGGUGUUCUACAUCGAGAUAUAAAGGGUUCAAAUCUUCUAAUUGAUAACAGCGGUACUCUAAAGAUUGCAGAUUUUGGCCUAGCAACCUUUUUUUCUCUUGAUCAGAGGCAACCAUUAACCAGCCGUGUCGUUACUCUAUGGUAUCGACCUCCAGAACUUUUGUUGGGAGCCACAGAGUAUGGUGUUGCAGUAGAUUUGUGGAGUACUGGUUGCAUACUUGCAGAAUUGUUUGCAUGCAAGCCUAUCCUGCCCGGGAGAACAGAGGUGGAACAACUGCACAAAAUUUUCAAACUCUGUGGUUCACCAUCUGAGGAGUACUGGAGAAAGUCAAAAUUGCCUCAUGCUACCAUAUUUAAACCACAACAACCAUACAGACGCAGUGUCUUAGAAACAUUUAAAGAUUUUCCUCCUCCAGCAUUAGGACUUAUGGAUGUUCUCCUUGCUAUAGAUCCUGCGGAUCGUGGAACUGCAGCAUUUGCACUGAAGAGUGAGUUCUUUACAACAAAGCCAUUUGCCUGUGAUCCUUCCACUUUGCCUAAGUAUCCACCAAGUAAGGAGUUUGAUAUGAAAAUGCGGGAUGAAGAAGCCAGAAGGCAAAGAGCCGCAGGAGGAAAGAUGCACAAAUAUGACAUGCCAAGGAGAGGGCCAAGGGAAUCUAGGGCAGUUCCAGCACCAGAUGCUAAUGCAGAACUAGCCAUUUCUAUACAGAAGCGGCAAUCUCAAUCGAAUUCAAAAAGUAUGAGUGAGAAAUUCAACCACCAACAAGAGGAGAUAGCCUCUGGUUUCCCCAUCGACCCUCCGUGCCAAGCCCCCAUCUUUGGUGAACCAUGUGGCCCAUCUCAAGGGAACCACCACGUUAUUCGAAAUGGGUUCUCUCACUCUGGCCCACUGGUUCACCCGAUGCCAUGGGCCAAGAAAGAGAGAGAAGAAGACUGGGCCAAAAAGGAUAGAGAAGAUGACUAUCCCCAAAAGCUUUUGGUGGGAUCUGACCUAUCAGCUCUCUCUGGUUUGGUGGCAGUGAGGAAGAAUGGGAGGUCUGAUAACCCUAGAGAGACGGGUGUCUUUCAACCACCCCGAUAUGUGGAUGCAAGGGCUGAGUUGGUGGAUUCUUGCAAAGCUAUACCUAUUUCUCAUCAGAAGAGAGACAAGAAGGUUGGUGAUAAAGACAAAUUGUUGGGACAUGGGCUCAAGGGAAAUAAAAUCCACUAUUCAGGGCCAUUGUUGCCGCCAUCAGGGAAUAUGGACCAAAUGCUGAAGGACCACGAGCGCCAUAUUCAGGAGGCCUUCAGGCGGACACGACUAGGCAGAGCCAAGCUUCAGAGGCCACAGGCUGAUGGUUAGAGUGAAAGAGGGACCACCCUGACUGGAUUGAUUCCUGUGCAUAAAACUAGAAACAAAAGAAUGUGGUUGUUGAGAGCAAGAUUACUGGUGUAUGAGUUGGUUCGCUGAGGCAGACCCAAGUUGGUGGAAGCUGAGUGCAAAAAUGUGCAGGCGGAGUUCCUUUGUUGAGAUAUGACCAGAGCCAGUAGUUAUUUAUUUAUUUAUCUACUAGGGGAGAGAGAGAGAGAGAGAGAGUGGCGUACUUGGGUAGGUGGUGGAUUUGGCGGGUGCGCUCUUUGGGAGGAGCGAGCGGGGUGAAAUGACAAGAUUUGAAAAUGCAGCAUUUAGAACGAGAGUUUAAUGAUAUGUAAACUACCAUUUGGAAAGACCGAGGUAAAAAGAAAUGGUAUACAUAAAGGGAUUGUCUACAAAGAUAAUAUUUAACUUUUGUCGUGGUCACAAUUAUUCCCAUUCAUUAGAUGUUAUAUUAGAUGGUUUGAG